GGCUGGAUUGGAUUGCAUGAUGGCUUAGUUUUACGGGCAUCUGUCUGUAACAUCCAUAUCCGAAAGGACCAAAACGGCAAAACCCAUAUCCAUUUUCAAAACUCUUCUCGGUUAUCGCUUCACUUCACACCAUCGUCUCUUCUUGCUUAAACCCUCAAAAUUAAACUCCAUGGUUGUUCUCGGUUUUCCCUCUACACUUCGACUCUAGAACGGGUCGUUCUUAUCGCCAACUGCUACUUUCUUUUCCUCAAAUUUUGCAUGUCUUGCUUGCGCUUGAAGUUGUUCUCCUCCUUGGAUUUUAUACUGCUGGGUUGAAUUUCCACAGAAUAACGUAAUGCCCACCCAAUGAUUUGGUGUUCUCUGCAGAUUUUAUUAUCUGGGUAGUUAGUCGAUUAAGAAAUGGCAUCUCCUUCAGCAACUUGGCUAUACCAAGAUAUAGGACUAAGGGGUACAGUUUAUGCAGGUAGCUUUGUUAAUGGGAAACCAAGUUGCAGUCAUCUGCAGACAUCAUUUCUAGGUCCAUUUUCAGCUGGAAGGUUGCAAGUUCAAUUUGGCUUUAAAGCACUUCUGAAGCCUCCGUUACUUCAUUGUAUAAAGUGUGAGAAGAAGGAUGAAUAUGUUGAACAUAUAUCUGUUGAACGCCCGCCAUACCAUAGUUACAUGGACUCCACAUCUGGGCAACUUGAACCAGCAUCUGGUGCUCGUGCUAGUAUUCCAGGACAGGAAUACUGGCCAGAGGGCACUGCUGAUCGAGUUAGAGCUGCCAGAGCGCCUGAACCAACAGGCACAUCAACUGGAUCUCCAUCUUAUGGUAAAAGACCCGGAAGUAGGAGGAAAAAGCAUAGAACGUCAGCCAUUGCUCCUGAAUCUUCUGAAGUGACUACGGACUCUCCUGAGGCUCUUGAAACUCUUGAAGAGACAACGGAAGAACCUAAAGAUGUCUCAUCUGAUUAUGUGGUUUAUCAGACAGAACCUGAGGAAGAACAAGAAACUGGUUAUGAUCUAGACAAGAAACUAGGACACCCUCAUCCCUUUAUUGAUCCAAAAGUGAAGAAGCCAAUAGAGGGGACACUUACAAGUGAAGAAUCAUGGUGGAACUGGAGAAAGCCAGAGAAGGAGCAGUGGUCAAGAUGGCAAAGGAGGAAACCUGAUGUGGAAACGGUUUUUCUCAAAGCAAUGGCUGAAACUGGGCAAGUGAAGCUUUAUGGUGAGACUCCAACAUUGACUGAGUGUGCUCUUUACAGAGCUAGAAAACAUCUUUUUAAAGAAGAAAGGCUUCGAGUUGAACAAGAGAGACUGGAAAGAAUAGGUCCUAUAGCAUAUUACUCAGAAUGGGUAGAAGCAUGGAAGAGAGACACCUCACGUGAAGCUGUUCAGAAGCAUUUUGAAGAGACUGGUGAAGAUGAAAACACCCAACUGAUUGAAAUGUUCUCCCAUCAGACAGAUCGAGAAUACCGCAUAAUGAUGGGGACAGAUAUUCGUAUUCGUAGGGAUCCUUUAGCAAUGCGAAUGCGAGAGGAUCUAAUAAAGCAAAUUUGGGGUGGAGAUCCAGUUUACCCAACUAUCAACUACAUCCAGGAUCCAAAUGAAAUAGUUGAUUAUAGGGGUCCUGAUUUUCAUGAACCCACACCCAAUAUGCUGGCUUUCCUGAAAGAGCAUGGCAAAAUUGUACCUAGGGAGGAGUUCGAGAAGAUCAUGGCAAAAGAGAAGACAGAACAACUUGAGAUGACAGACAUGGAUGAAGCUAUGGCACAAGCUGUUGACAUUGGUGAAAAUGAUGAUGAAGUAGAGGAUAGUGAUGUUGAUGAAGUGGAAGAGGAAGAGGAAGAGGAAGAGGAGGAUGAGAAAAUUACACGCAAUUGGAGUGUUCUAAAGUCCACUCCUCAGCUUCGCAAGUCAAAGGAAAAGCCUAAAAAGAAUGGUUCCAUAUCGCUUGAGGAGGCAAUAGAAGAUUCAGAGAACUUGACUGAUUUUCUUAUGGACUUUGGAGAAGAGGAAUGAAUCCUAGCUACUCUGUUUCUCGAAACGAGAUUUCUUGUACGCAUAUAUGUAUUAGGAAAUCUAUUAAAAAUCUCCUCACACAGUCAAUGGAAUUGGAUCCACCUUGCCAUUUCAGGUGCAAAGGGAAGCUAUCAAGAAUGCUACUGUUAUUCCAUUUCUUAGCAUGAAUCUGUGUAUACACAGGUUUAAGUUUUUGAGUAGAUAUUCCUGUCCUGGUCAGCCAUUUUGGUAAUUAUGAUGCUAAUUCAAGACUUAUCCCUUCUUUUUCCA
This is a messenger RNA of Manihot esculenta (cassava), 2271 nucleotides long. RefSeq names its product protein PLASTID TRANSCRIPTIONALLY ACTIVE 12, chloroplastic. The transcript is spliced from 10 exons. Gene Ontology annotation, biological process: response to light stimulus; plastid transcription; positive regulation of red or far-red light signaling pathway. NCBI's taxonomy places the organism in Eukaryota, Viridiplantae, Streptophyta, Magnoliopsida, Malpighiales, Euphorbiaceae. The record is from RefSeq and is a predicted model, not a curated record. Gene Ontology annotation, cellular component: chloroplast; nucleus. Bases 400 to 2001 code for a protein of 533 amino acids.